AUGUCCUCAUCGAGUACAUCGACUCGACAUGUGGCAUUCUUUUAUGGUACUCUGAAGUACAAGUUUCCGAACUGGGCAGUUGUUCCGCCAACUGUUAUUUUCCUUGGGACCGCGAGAACACUAAGGCCCCAUCCACUAGUCGUCGACACAGAAAUGGGGGUGCCAUACAUUCUGCCCCUUCCAGGUCAUCCACACGCGCAGAACAUUCACGGCGAACUCUAUUCCAUGACAUCAGAAGAAGCAGAGGCUCUUGAUCGUUUCGAAGGCGUCCCGAUUGAUUUUUACUACAGGGCUGAACUAGACGUAGUUGUCACAGCAAGUGAGGACGGAAGAACACCCCAACCGAACCCAGUCGACGGGCAGCUACUCAAGCCUGAUUCUGUCCUUCCUUCGGCGACAUACUUUCGCGGUAGAGGUGGAGCGAGUUGGGCGCAGAAGUGGAGUGUUGAGCGAUUGCAGACGCUCCCGAUGAAGUCCAUGUAUACUAUUCAGGAUGUGGAAGAAUACAUCCCCCAACACAAGAGACUGAAUGGGUGA
Molecule: messenger RNA, 537 nt
Organism: Chondrus crispus (carragheen)
Lineage: Eukaryota; Rhodophyta; Florideophyceae; Gigartinales; Gigartinaceae
Exons: 1
Coding region: 1-537 (178 amino acids)
Molecular function (GO): gamma-glutamylaminecyclotransferase activity
Source: RefSeq, a predicted model, not a curated record